Molecule: messenger RNA, 2415 nt
Organism: Fusarium redolens
Lineage: Eukaryota; Fungi; Ascomycota; Sordariomycetes; Hypocreales; Nectriaceae
Exons: 2
Coding region: 1-2415 (804 amino acids)
Source: RefSeq, a predicted model, not a curated record
AUGAAAGAAUCCAAGCUAUUGGCCAAUCAAGCAAGAGAUGCACAGCAAGAACAUAUACCUAAGAUCUUCCCUUUUUACUGGAAUCCUCCAUUCCUUCUUCCUUUUGACUAUAAUAUUAAUAUAGUCAAAGAUGCAGUCGAUUUGAUAGCCUCACCUUCGAGAAAACAGCGUGGAAAGCAGAAAGCGUUGUCUGUUGAUGAUGAUGAAUUGGAUAUCGAUGAAAGUGAAGAUGAUGAAGAGAUUGAAGAAGAAGAAGAAGAAGAAGAAGAAGAAGAAGAAGAAGGAGAAGAAAAUAAUGAUGAUAUAUCAAGCGAUGGGGAGACAGAUUUUGAAGAAGACGCGAGCAUUGGAAUAGAUGAUAGCUCACAGUAUCAGUCCGAAUUCCUCUUACCAUCCAGGCCUUGGCUGGAGUUAUCAGAAGCUUUGUUCCAGCUCUCAAUGAUGUUCUGGACACAUCAGGACCCCGCUGGAGACAUGUCGUCUUCUGUUAUUAUAUAUUAUACUGCUGUUAUGGGGAUUCAAAGACGGUCCAUGUCUUAUUACCCAGCUCACAACUCUACAGGCGGGCUAGCGGCACUUAUGUGGGUUGGACGUGCACUCUUUUUGGAGUAUGCUCUUCCUCUAUAUAGCUACACUACCCUUGCGUACCACUGGCCAUCCCGAGAUCAAUACCACUCCCAACCAGAGCGGCUCGAAGCAAUCCGUCAAAGAUAUCUUGUACGAGGCUGCUACACACCUUUCGGAGAACUCAUUGAACUGAAGGCGUUUGCCAAGUCUAUUGUGAGACAGGAGGGCAUGCCCGGUAACCUCUCCUGGGCUCCUGACGGCCGGUCGUUUGUGGUGGGCAAUGACAAAGAAGUAAAACUCUCCGACUUCUGCAAAACUUAUCAUAAGGCCAUAGCACUGGUCGAGGAGCAGGUCGAAGAAAUGAUGCUGGGCUUAGAGCCGAAUUUCAAUGUUGAUGUCGUCAGGGAUGAUCUGAAUUGUCGAAAGGCCGGCUGGUCUUUCUUACAAAAGCCUGAGAACAAGCUAUCAGAUGCACGGGAGAUGCUGAUAAACAAGCUUCGCACGUCUCAGUUCCGUGGCAAACCCUUUGCAUCUGCAUCUCAUUGGUGUCCUGACACAUGUCUAGCAUACUUGAAUCUUGGUCUCGAUCUCAACAAAUCGGCUUUCGCUGCGUUACAGAUAUCAGGCGGGUUGCCAGGCCGUGGCAGUGAAGUAACUAGCAUUCGUUGCGUCAAUACCGAGCUUACUAUGCGCAAUGUUUUUUUCUACGGGGGAAGGAUGAUAAUCGUGAUAAGUUACAACAAGGCAAGAGCAUCGAACAACUAUUCUUUUUACAUUGUUCGAUAUCUUCCGGCAAAUCUCAGUCUAAGCUUAUUGAAGUAUCUCGCUAUGAUCCGGCCCACGAUUGAUUUCUUGUCAACGGCCUUGAAGAUGCCUCAUUACAAAUGUAAUGAGUUUCUCUUUCAAGAUCCCUCCGGGAGGCAAAAGCAUUUGAGCUCGGCUCAGGCUUCGGGCAUUCUCAAAUACUUGACUCGAGAUCUCGUCACACCAUGGACCCUCUUCUUAUAUAGGCAAGCAUCCCUGGCAAUUUCGAAGCGGUAUAUCAGCAAGCUCGUGGAAAAAAGAAACUAUUACUACCCAACCAGCGCGGACGAUCCGAUACGGAUGUUCGCGGCAGGAGCUGGCCAUCACCCUCGAAUGCUGUUAACAGCUUAUGCUAUCGAUAAGGCUCUACCAUCUCGGCUGCAACCGGAGCUUCUCGAAAUGUACUAUCGGCUUUCCACAAUGUGGCAGGACUGGAAUGUCCAAUAUUACCGUGAUAAUUGCCAAGCUCAGGAUAGGGAACCCUGCAAGUCUCUCAAUGUCACACUGCAUACGUGGAAGAGAGCCUCAAGCCCUGAGAGUCCUGAAAGAGCUCCUAAGAGGGUCAAGACAGCUUUGGGUGGUGAAAUUACAAACGAUCUCUCCGAUGGGUUUCUCUACAACUGCCAGUACCAGAUUCUAAUAUGCAUCACAUGCGGUUCGAUGGUUCAGCCAGGGACCAGGUCGUUAUACAGCCACUUGAACACUAUCCACCAGAUCACUGGUGCAGCCUGCAAGACAUUGAUAGAAAGGUUCAGCCAGUAUGAGCUUUGUCGCUUUUCUCAAUUGUACAUACCGAACCAAAAGGUUGCCCAGAUUCAAGGUUUACCAGUAUAUAAAGGGUUUCGGUGUAAUAUUUGUCCUUAUACGGCAGGGCCUUCACGAUUCACAACAUCUUCGGACAAGAUUAGGGAUCAUAUAUCAAGCCAUAAGAUAGGAAUGACGCCAAUGCGAGCGGAAGAGUUGCGGAAAUUCGAGUCCUGUUAUAUGCAGACCUUCUGCUCCGCCAAAGGAAGAAUUAGAUAUUUCGAGAUUGACCCCAUCUAA